AAUGGAGAAGGAUAUACUUAACAAAAAAAACCAUUUUAACAAUUUAAAUACUAAAGUCUUAGAAUAUAAAAAUCGCAUUACCAGAAACACGACUCAACAUUCGGUCAUUACAGACCACAGAAUUAGCUUGUCACACGAAUUUGACUGGAACAAUGUGGAAAUUAUGAUUUCCACAUUGAAGGAAAAUAAACAGAGAAAAAGUUUUGAAUAAAAGAUUAACAUCAUUAACAAGAAAUGAUUUUUAUACGAAAACAAAAGCAGCAAUUUUAAUUUAAAAAUAAUUUUUGUGAUAAUUUAUUUACAUUACUUACCUAUAGUUAAUUGGUUAAUUAUCUAAUUAAUUGUUUAAAUCGUUUAAUUAAUAUAAUUAUUAUAAUAGCAACUUACUUUUAAAUUAAUAUAGAUAAUUUAUCUAUAAUAAUUAAUAUAGAUAAUUAUUAUAGAUAAUCUUUAUUUCUAUUUACGCGAGUUAACGUGAUCAAUAUCGAUGUAUCUCGGUGUUGAUAUGAAUCUAGUUUCUUCGUAGUGAUAUUUUAGCAGUGUUUAAAUAAAUCUUCUUCACUUUUUAAUGUGGAAUACCAACGAUGUAAAUACAAAUUCACGUUUCAUUCUUUUAAUAAUUUUUAUUAAUGUACGUACUUACAUUUUUAUCAUCUCACAAAGUCUGUGUCCACGGAUUCUUCAAAGACCUUCGUACCUUCAAGAACCACCGCCAUUGCUAAUCCGCGAGUAUAUCUCCAAAGAGACGCCAUAUUGUCGGCGCUGAUACAUGGCAUACCUCUGAAAAAACAAGCAGUACAGAUCAACAUAAGUUGUUUUAUAUAUGUUUAAUAUUAAGCUUUUAAAUUAAUAUCCAUUGUGCGUUUCAUUUAAUAUUUAUUUAGAAAACUGUUUCUCCAAUUUUAUUUCUUAUUCCUAAUGUCUAAUAUUCCUCUAUUGAGCGUAGAGAUUUGAGCGUAGAGACUAAGUUAUUUUUCAAAAAAAUAUUUUUUACUUAUUUUUUUUUUCAUUUCUGUUUUCUAGCAUGGAGACCGAAGAGAAAUCAUGCAGGCGGACGCAGAGGUCUCAAAACCUUUUUCAUUUUUUAUUCAAUCAUAGUGAUCAAUACCAUAUACCAUAAUCAUUAUUACAGAGAUGUUCCAUUUCAGUCAUUCUACCUGCACCUUAUAACCCAUAAAAGAAAUAUAAAAGUUCUUGAUUAUGUGGAUGAAUUUUUAAUAGCAUUAAUAUCACAGAAAUAUAAGCGUAGCACCAAUAUUUUCCUGUAAUAUUUUCCAGGGUAAUAAUUUUCGACAGGGUAAUAAUACGCCUGUCGAAAAUUUAUAUUACUAUGCGUGUUACGUUGAACAGUCAAAUAUUGUUUAUAUAAUUAUAUCAAUAGAAUUGUUAGCACGUUAUCAAUAUCAUAAAGGAAUUACAAAACAUCAAGUGUAUCUAUUAAUAAUUAAUAAUAAGAUAGUUGUUCGCCAGACACUCGGAAAAAAAAGCUGUAAAGUAUUAUCUUAUCGUUGCGUAUAAUUAUGACAACAAGUCAGUCGUGAUAAUUUUCCGACGACGAAAUAUAUUUUUACUGCGAACAGAAACGAGAGCCUUUAUCUUCUGUUUGCCGAUGGCAUGAGCGCGUUCGCCGCAUGUGUAUGUACAAUCUACCGAUAAAGCUUGCACCGUGAGAGCGUCCGUGAGCGACCGGCCCGUGUACGUACAUACGCGAGUCUCAGGUCGUCUGACGUAACGUACGUAAUUGUCCGGUGUACAUGUAUCCGGGGAAUAUGCGAAACAAGAGUGGCAUUAUGUCCCUCGCGUACUUGCACGAAACCCGUCGUACCGUUUCCCGCGUGAAUGAACCGAAUCUUUAAGCGAAGGAUGAUUCUCGUUUCGAUUUUUCAGAUAUGUCUCCGCCUGCUCCUCUCUUCUCUCGAAAUGUGAAUCAAAACAUGAGCGAGAAUGACGAAGUCAGCAAGAGAGAGGACACGAUAUCUUUGAAGUACUAUAUCGCACACGUGCUUCUAGUACUCGGAUAUGCCCGGAUCUGGCCCGUUAAGACGUUUUCGCUAAUAACAGCACUGAUUUCAACCGGCGGGACGAUUUUCUUUAUAUUGAUAAACUCCGUGCUCCUGUUCUCGGAAAUAGUUGCGGUUACGAUGAACCACGAUCUGAGAUUAUUUGCUAAUAUCAUCGGAGUAAUCGGCAUGCAUGCAGUAGGCUUGAUAAAAUGGUGUUAUUGUUUGUAUAAAAAUAAAGAAAUUGUCGAUAUCGUAACGAAGUUAGGAAGUUGUCACGUACUUUGUCAACGACUCGAUGACAGCGAGGAAGGGUGUCAAACAUAUAACAACGAAAUGGAAUACGCACGCAAAUAUUCCCUUUACUUCUUAUGGUGUUGGACAUUUGCUUGCAUCUACGGCGUUCUACAUUGGUGUGCCAAUCCAUUGCUUCUAGAAUGGACACUCGAUCAGAUAAGCGCGAUUAAUCAGACAUCUAAUCAAAGAAUUUUGCCAUUUGUCGCAUGGUAUCCGCUAAAUACCAACAAUAUUUAUAACUACGUUAGCCUGUAUCUUAUGCAACUAAUCGGUGGAAUAUCUCCUGCUCUCGGAAUUAUUUGCUACGACACUUUUUACGUCACCAUGUUGAUGGUCAUCUACGUACAAUUUCAUUACAUUACCAUGGCAAUGAAAAAAACCGACAAUAUUUUUGCUAACGAAUCAGAGGCCAUGUUCAAUCUCGAGAAGAAAUUAAAAAACUGUGUGGAUUGCCAUGUGGAAAUUAAAACAUUUCUAAAAAUGCUACAAGCCUUUAGCGGUCCAACAAUGUUCGCGCAAUGCAUCGAAACAUUAAUUAUCCUCUGUUUAGUCUCGUUCGAAGCAUCAGUAAUUAAAAUUGCGUUUGACAUGGAAUCCAUCUUGAAACUAUGGUCUUUGCUCGAGUACUUUUUAGCCGCCGCCUUUCAAUUGUACAUCUUCUGUUUCCUUGCCACUCAAAUCGAAUACUUGGGCCUGAAAAUGGCGGAUUCAGUAUAUUGUUGCGGAUGGGAAUUGCUGAUCUUUGGAAAAAGUAAGCUCUACGGAAAAGAAUUAAAAGGCCGUGAUAUCGGUCGAUUAGUGCAAGUCAUUAUGAUACAGGCACAGAGGCCAAUUGUUUUAACAGGCGGUCCAUUUUAUGUUCUUUCAUUAGAAACUUUCCGAGUUAUAAUGAGUAUGGCAAUAUCAAAUGCUUUAAUAUUGCAUACACUCAUUAAUAGAGAUGAAUAAACAGAGGUGAAUUUAAAUAUUGUUUGACAAACAGCAAUAAUAAAAAUAAAAUGUAAUUCACGAUAUAUUGCACAUAAUAAAAGAUAGCUAUUUUCACACAUACAA
Solenopsis invicta (red fire ant) is the source of this 3350-nucleotide messenger RNA. RefSeq names its product odorant receptor 4-like. Gene Ontology annotation, cellular component: plasma membrane. Gene Ontology annotation, molecular function: odorant binding; olfactory receptor activity. The record is from RefSeq and is a predicted model, not a curated record. Gene Ontology annotation, biological process: sensory perception of smell; detection of chemical stimulus involved in sensory perception of smell. The transcript has 8 exons. NCBI's taxonomy places the organism in Eukaryota, Metazoa, Arthropoda, Insecta, Hymenoptera, Formicidae. The coding region runs from base 1890 to 3245 and encodes 451 amino acids.